Molecule: messenger RNA, 1145 nt
Organism: Strongylocentrotus purpuratus (purple sea urchin)
Lineage: Eukaryota; Metazoa; Echinodermata; Echinoidea; Camarodonta; Strongylocentrotidae
Product: NADH dehydrogenase [ubiquinone] 1 beta subcomplex subunit 6
Exons: 4
Coding region: 34-480 (148 amino acids)
Biological process (GO): mitochondrial electron transport, NADH to ubiquinone; mitochondrial ATP synthesis coupled electron transport
Source: RefSeq, a predicted model, not a curated record
UUUAUUAAAGUAACACAGUUUGGUGAAGGAAAGAUGGCGAAUCCCAUCAGAUCGCUGUCUCGUCCAGAUAAACGGCCUCCUGCAGGUUCUAAACCUACUCUUCCUGAGUGGGCAAAGGGUGAUUAUGUGCUAGAAAAAUGGGUAGGAGAAGAAAGGCAGCGUAGGAGAAAUUGGUUGAGGGAUCAAGAGCUUCACCCAAAUGAACCAAGACCGGAAUGGAGACCGAAGAAUCCGUUCCUUGAGCGGCUCAGAGAGCCGUUCCAGCGGAUGCUGAACCCCAUCGACAAAUUGACCGGCAAUAGGAUACGACCCCUCCUCUGGAAAGGUGGCUUCUACUUCAAAUGGUUUGUUCUUCCCAUGUGGCUCACCCAUUAUGUAGUCAAGUACCAUAUAGCACCAACACCUGGAUUUCUUGUCACAGCAAAGCGUGCCGAGUUUCCUGAAAACCCUUUGCACUCGGAAGGUGGUGGACAUCAUUGAUGUGGCCAGUCAUCGUUAUCAUCGUCAUCAUCGACGUCAGAUGCUCAUGGAACACCUGGGUGUGCUUUGACCAGUAGUGGAUGAUGUUGAUGAAAUCAGCUUUUUGUACAUAUUCAAAUUAUUUACCAGGUUGUGUGAAAUAGGUCACUGCACUCUUGUGAAGACUGUUACCUUCAAUAUGACCCAUGUGAUGAAACAUGUAGGAAUGUGUCCGUAACUCUAAAUCAUAGAGUUUGAAACCCAAUGAUCUUGCUGUCUUCGAUGACAGAAAUUUCGUUUUCAGUCAAGAUAUUUGGUGUAUGUUUAUGAAGACCAAGAACCAAACUUGUCCACAUACAUUUAGAAUGUACCGACCAUAAAGUGUUUUACCAGUGAUCUAGAUAGACCAAAUUUUGCAAACUGAAAGGUUUGCCUACCUCCUCAAUCCUUCUUCACAAAAAAAGUAAUUCAAGAAAUGUGUCCUUGUCCAUUCUUCAAGAGAUUUUGUAUUCUCUCUGUCAGCCCUCCUUUUCCUAUGAUAAAUGCUUAUACCUGAAGGGUCAGCAUGUAUUGUGGGCUUGAAGAAUUGAAAAUGCCAUCUUCAAUGAGAAGUGGAUUCUUAGUAACACAACCAUGUGUGAGUUUGUGUGAUGUUGAAUAAUAAAAAAGAAUUUAUUGAAAUAUGA